This is a messenger RNA of Cydia splendana, 1381 nucleotides long. Its product is annotated as putative nuclease HARBI1. The record is from RefSeq and is a predicted model, not a curated record. The transcript is spliced from 2 exons. Bases 206 to 1318 code for a protein of 370 amino acids. Lineage: Eukaryota; Metazoa; Arthropoda; Insecta; Lepidoptera; Tortricidae.
UUAAAUUUUAAUCGGUUGUUUAAACAAUUAACGACUGAUUAACAAUAUUUUACUGUCCACCACGCACUAACCGUAGUUUAUGUGCUGUAAUCGACUGUUUUACUUAAACGAAGUAACAGACAUAGUUUAAACAUAGGUUAGUGUGACAUAAAGCUGUGCCCGCGACAUUUAUUUAGGUUUAUUUAAAAACAAUUUACAAUAAAAAAUGGAAGACGCGUUGAAUUAUAUAUUUGACGAAAAUAAUGUGCUCGACGAUUAUGAAGAUAUUGAGCGAAUAUUACGCGCACCUCGUGUAUUCCAAAUACGGCGCAGUUAUUUCGAAGAAUAUGACGAGAGAGCUUUUUCUACCAGAUUUCGUCUAUGUAAGCGUAGUGCCUUGGAAUUGCUUACUUUAGUUGAAAGAAAGUUGGAAUAUCCAAGCGAUCGGAACAAUUCUCUGUCACCUAUAAAUCAGCUGCUGCUCGCUUUGAGAUACUAUGCCACAGCGAGUCACCAGUUAACUAUGGGAGAUUUUGCUGGUGUUAGCAGACCUACAGCGAACAGAGUAAUCCAUCGAGUGACUGCUGCACUGGCCUCUUUAAGUAAGGACUUCAUACGGUUUCCAGAAACUCCUGAAGAUAUCAGAGAAACUCAAAUGGAGUUCUAUAACAUUGCCAAAUUUCCCAAAGUGAUAGGGGCAUUGGACUGUACCCAUAUUAAAAUUAUUUCACCUGGAGGUAAUCAUGCAGAAACCUUUAGAAAUCGAAAGGGAUAUAUGUCGAUAAAUGUUCAGGCUGUAUGCAAUGCCAGACUCAUAAUCACUGAUCUUGUUGCUAGAUGGCCAGGUAGUGCUCACGAUGAGCGCAUUUUCAGUGCAUCCCGUAGAAACGCAAUAUUCGAGAUGGGUACAUAUAACGACUCUCUUCUUGUGGCAGAUAGCGGUUACAUGAAUCGCAGCUAUUUGAUGAUGCCUCUUGAUAGAACUCAGACAAAUGAAGAGGCAUCAUACAAUGAAUCGCAGAUAAGGACUAGGAAUCCAAUAGAAAGGUUGUUUGGGAUAUGGAAGAGACGUUUUCCAGUACUUGCACUAGGAAUGCAUGUGCAUUUAAAAAACUGCCUACCUAUAAUUGUUGCCACCGCUGUUCUUCACAAUAUCCUACAAUCCAAAGGAGAAGAAUGCCCUCCAGACGACCCUGAGUUGGAACUACCUACUCCAUGGGAUGCUAUUAUAGAACAAGGCAGGAUAAGAGAGCAGCGGUCUCUUGGUAAUGCAAGAGACAUUAACCCAGUGAGGAGAAGGUUAAUUAAUAAUUAUUUUAAAACUUUACACUAUUUGUAGAAGCCUGUAUAGUAACGUUAUAUUAUUAUUACUAUUACAAAAUAAAAGCAGUUAAGUAUUUUA